Molecule: messenger RNA, 1653 nt
Organism: Paramecium tetraurelia
Lineage: Eukaryota; Ciliophora; Oligohymenophorea; Peniculida; Parameciidae
Exons: 4
Biological process (GO): protein phosphorylation
Cellular component (GO): cytoplasm
Molecular function (GO): calcium ion binding; protein kinase activity; ATP binding
Source: RefSeq, a predicted model, not a curated record
AUGUUUAAAUUCAAAAGUGAAAUUUAUGAUUUACAUUAAUAUUAAAUACUAAUGGGGGUUUGUAGUUCAACAAAAAAAUCUUCAUCUAAGAAUUCUUAGGAUAAAUUUAAUCCAGCCUUGGCCAACACAGCAGAUGUUUAAUAAACCUAAAGAGACCAUGCUUCCACUUAAAAUGAAUAAAAAAUUAAUUAGAACUUAACCGUCCAGAGGAAGAUUAGAAAGUCAGGAACGCUGAGCUACUUCGAAUACAAUCAGGAUAAGCUCUAAGCUGAGAAACGCCCUUAAAAUAAUAAAAAAGUUGGAUCCAGUGCUCCUCAAUUGAAAAUCAAGAUCACUGACUCAAUAGCAUCAAAAGAGUACUCGGUGUAUAAAGGGCAUGUGAAAAUACCCACCAAGGCAACGCUUAGGGUUAUGUAGCACAAUAGCGAUGGGCAACUAGUCGUUAUGGAAUAACUGCCUUACGAUUAGGAAGGAAAGGACUAUAUUGACUGGCUCCAAAAAACAAACUUGGAGUUUUAUCACAUUGCUAAGGUUUAAGAAAUCUUUGUUUAUGGACACUAGUUUUAGAUAAUGCAUGAAUAUUGCACAGGUGGUCCAUUAUCAGAGUUAUUACAUCACAAACUGUCUGAAUAGGUGGUGUGUACCAUUUUGGAUUAACUUUUUAAAAUAGUCAACUUUCUUCAUUAAAAUAAGUUAACACACAAUAAACUGACAAUCGAUAGUUUUUCAUUUUAUUACGAUUUGUAAAAUUAUUUAAUUAAGUUGACGGAUUUAAGUAGUUUGCAUAAGCCUCCUAGAGAGAUUUCACUUUAGAUUGCUUAAUAUGCCUCUCCUGAAGCUCUGACAUCCAAUAACCCUCAUAGGUCAAAUGACAUUUGGUCUUUAGGAAUUAUUGCUUAUCAAUUAAUGACUAGAAAUUUAAUUUAUGAAGAAGAUCAAGAUUUAACCAAUAUCCAUGAGGUUAAAAAAGCAAUUAUCAAAUGGACAAAAAAAUAUGAGAUAAAUGAUGAAAUAUCUUAAGAGUUUGAAAAUCUAAUUUUGAUGAUGUUAAAUCCUGAUAAAACCUUAAGACUUACUAUAGAAGAAUGCAUAGACCAAGAAUUUAUCCAAAAUUAUCAAUCUUAAAAUUUGAAUUGCCAUUUCAAACACCUUUUUACUAGCAGUUUCUGCGAUAAUCUGCAGAAAUAAUUUAUGAUUUAUCUAAUAAAUAACUAUGAGCGUUCUCACUAACAGGUCGGACGUAGAAUCUUCGAUAUUCUAGAUAAAGAUAAAGAUGGGAAACUGAAUAUUUAAGAACUAGAAGACUUUAAACGAAGACUCAAGUAGGCGCAAGGAUAAGAGAGGAAUAUUUAAGUUAUAUAGAAUUUAAUAGAUACUUAAAGUGAAUUAGGAUUAGAAGAUUUCAUCCUGAUUAUAUCGAAUAAAUCUAUAUACUUAACACACCACAAUCUUGAUCAUAGUUUCGCUAAAUUUGGUAACAAAAAUUAAGAAGUCACUGUCAAAACUUUAUCCAAAAUUCUCAAUAUAUAAGAGGAAGAAUUGACUCAAGAAUUCAAGAACCGCUAAUUUUGUUAUUAGAAUUAUUGCAUUCCUUUAGAAAAAGCAUAAUAUGAAUAGAUAUUAAAUUCAAUUUUAGAAGUUUAAUCGGAAUGA